AUGGAGCAAGAAAUUGAUGGCAUCAAGGAUUUGGAUAAUGAGCUCCACAAUCUAAGGAAAGCCAUUGAAGAAAAGCUGCAAUCAAGAAAUUAUCAAAGUAUGAGAUAUGAAGAUUUUUGUUUUCAUCCAGAUGUUGAGCUUCCGCCAGGGAAUAAGCUGCCAAAAUUCAACACUUUUAACGGGAUGGGAGAUCCCAUUGCUCAUUUAAAGGAUUAUUGUAGCAAAUUGAUUGGUAUUGGACAUAAUGAGUCCACUCGAAUGAGAUUAUUCAUUCAAAGUUUGUCCGGAUUAGCGCUCACUUGGUACACUAGACAAGACUUUAGCAAAUGGCGUACAUGGGAAGAUAUGGCUAGCGAAUAUGAGUUCAACAUCGGACGCGAUCCGCACAUGACUGAUUUGCUCAAAGCAAAGAAAAUGCCGCAUGAAUCUUUUCUAGAGUAUGCCAUGCGAUGGAGAUUAGAAGCUUCGAAAAUACAUCUGCCAUUUCCUGAGGGAGAAUUGAUCUCAACCUUCAUUCAAAUUCAAGAAGGCAUAUAUUUUGAUAAGUUGCUCGCGACUUGUGCACACAAUUUCUCUGAUUUGAUUCGAAUUGGAAACGAGCUAGAAUGUGGCAUUCUGGAAGGAAAAGUUGUAGGCAAUUUAACAACUCAAGCCAUUAACCAAACCUUCCAUCAAGAGAUACCUGGAAACCUGCAAAGCAAAAGUAAAGAAGAUAACUCAAUUGCCACAACUAUGCACCAGCCACAAUGCUAUGAUAAUAGCCAAUUUUUGCAAUCUUAUGCCAAUUCCAACUUUAGGAGCAUGCACCUCCAGCCUAAUCGCCAGAAAAUAUUUUAA
Nicotiana attenuata is the source of this 837-nucleotide messenger RNA. RefSeq lists its product as uncharacterized. The transcript has a single exon. NCBI's taxonomy places the organism in Eukaryota, Viridiplantae, Streptophyta, Magnoliopsida, Solanales, Solanaceae. The coding region runs from base 1 to 837 and encodes 278 amino acids. The record is from RefSeq and is a predicted model, not a curated record.